AUGGACCCCGGACCUGUACAGAAACACUCGAGCGGUGCUUGUCGCCGCUGUCAUGGCCGAAAAGUCAGAUGCGACAGGUCAAAAGGCUCGCCUUGCUCAAAUUGUCGUGCUACUGGCGCUUACUGUGUACCCUACGAGAAGCACCGCCCUCAGAGGCGUCGGGUUAACAAGCCUCUUGCACCCUUGCCAGCCAAAGUAGCAGAUACAUUGCAGACGGCCUCCCAGGGUGUGCUAGCAGAAGAACAAAAGCUGCAAUGCUCACCACCACAAUCCAACGCCUUUCAUGACUCUACGACCACCCCAGCUCAACCUACUCCUCAUACUGGCACUGCCAACGCGAGCACGGCGUCGCCGGCCUCUCUGAUCCAGAUCGAUGACUCUACGGUGAAACGGCAUCUGGUGGAGAUGUUGUCUCAAGACGACGUCGACAGUCGGAUCAUGCAGAGUGGUGUCCGUAUAGCAUAUGUUGGCCACGAAUACUCGAACAUCAACUACCUAAUCCGCCACAGGACGAAAAACCCAUCUGUCCACCAUUUCCCUGCUAAUCAGAUUUCUCGUCAUUAUACCAGCCAUGAGCUCGAGCGUAUUCCCAAGGAGGCUUUUGCCCUUCCUUCGCGGACAUUGGUGGAUGAGUUGCUAGAGCAAUAUUUCAUUCACGUCAACCCAGGAUUCCCCAUAUUGGACGAAGAGAUAUUCAUGGCUCAGUAUAGAGCACGCAACCCUCAAAAUCCUCCUUCACUUCUUGUUCUCCAGGCAGUGCUCAUGGUAGGUGCCCACAUUGCCCGCGACCGACCGGAUCGCGACACACUGAAAGCAAUGUUCUUCCGGCGCGCCAAGAUGCUCUUCGAUGCUCGCUUCGAAUGGAACCGGGACGUUGUAGUGCAAGCCGCGUUGCUCCUGACCUGGCAUUCCGAAGGUGUGGAGGACGUUGGGGCUAAUUCAUAUCAUUGGGUCGGAAUCGCAGCAAGGACAGCGCUGGGCCUGGGCAUGCAUCGUGAUUGCGGGUCCAGUACCUUGGUUGCCCACGACAAGCGGAUUUGGCGACGGGUCUUUUGGAUUCUGGUUCAGUUCGACGUCAUCGUUUCACUGUCGUAUGGCCGGCCUCAAGCCGUCAAUCUCGACGAGUGUGAUGUUCCUCCUCUGACCGUGGCGGAUUUCAAGGGCAUUGGCCGUCUUGCCCAAGUCGAUUUUGUCAUUCAGCACACCGAGUUGUGCGCCAGAAUGUCAAAGAUCUUGCGUGAUCACCUUCGCCCAGGCUUGAGCGAGGAAUCUCACCUGAAUUCUCUCACGACUGCCGACGAAUUGCUCGCAGACUGGUGGAGUUGCUUACCUUCACAUUUGCGAGCUCGGUCGGCCGAGUCCACGAUCUGGUCCAAGAUGUUACUCUUGACAUAUAACAACUUUCUGAUCCUCCUGCAUCGCCCGCCGCCAGCCAAGGCAGCCACCUCUAGCAUAUCGAGGUCAUAUGAUUCUGGAGAUAUUUGCAGCUCCGCUGCAAACACUAUCACGGAUUUGUUUGACCAGUUGCGGGAAAACAACGAAAUCCGGUUCCUUUGGAUAUCCUCUGUAAACGUCCUCUUCACCACCCUCAUCCAACUGAGUGCCGAAAUGCGAACGGCGAAUCCUAUACUUGCGGUAGACGCUCUGCGGAGAUUUGACGUCGCACUGGAAUGCCUUAGCAUCCUGGCUGAAUACUGGCUCAAUGCCGAAAUCAUUCUUCGUUUGUUCGAGGAAAGCUCGGAGAGACUACAGCAGGAGCUUAAGAUCGGACGCUCUUCAGAUGGCUGGUGA
This is a messenger RNA of Capronia coronata CBS 617.96, 1791 nucleotides long. RefSeq lists its product as uncharacterized. Lineage: Eukaryota; Fungi; Ascomycota; Eurotiomycetes; Chaetothyriales; Herpotrichiellaceae. The record is from RefSeq and is a predicted model, not a curated record. Gene Ontology annotation, biological process: regulation of DNA-templated transcription; DNA-templated transcription. Gene Ontology annotation, molecular function: DNA binding; DNA-binding transcription factor activity, RNA polymerase II-specific; zinc ion binding. The transcript has 3 exons. The coding region runs from base 1 to 1791 and encodes 596 amino acids.